Messenger RNA from Asterias rubens (European starfish), 1967 nucleotides. Its product is annotated as protein Mpv17-like. The record is from RefSeq and is a predicted model, not a curated record. Bases 81 to 695 code for a protein of 204 amino acids. Gene Ontology annotation, cellular component: membrane; cytoplasm. The transcript is spliced from 8 exons. Lineage: Eukaryota; Metazoa; Echinodermata; Asteroidea; Forcipulatida; Asteriidae.
GGGCGCUAUAUAUUUCACGUGUGAUUGGUUGUUUUGGUAAAAAAGGUGAAAAAUAGAAGGUACUUUAAAGAGGAAUCAAGAUGUUGAGAUUAUGGCAGACAUAUACAAGGUUUCUUCAGGCACAUCCACUGAAAGCACAGAUGAUGAAUACGUGUGUUCUUAUGGGUGUUGGUGACAUCGUCUCACAACAGGUGGUUGAGAAAGCCGGAUUGAAGAAUCAUAAUGCAAUCAGGACAGUGAGACAGGCUUCCUUUGGUCUCAUCAUUGGGGGACCACUCCUCUUUACGUGGUUUUCAACGUUAGACCGACUGGUUAAAGGAGCAGGCACUAUCAAAGUCCUUAAAAUGGUCGCCAUUGAUCAGUCUGUGAUGGCUCCGUUGUUCAUCACUACAUUCUUCUCGUACAUUGGCUUGACAAGUGGACUAUCAAUACAAAAUGUGCGAGACAAACUAAAAAAGGAUUUUAAGACGACUUUACUCACCAACUACAAGGUCUGGCCUGCUGUGCAACUUGUCAACUUCUACUUUGUCCCACUACAACACAGAGUCCUAGCAGUAAAUCUAGUGGCUGUAUUCUGGAAUACAUACUUGAGUUGGAUGGCAAAUACGCCCCUCGAGGACGGACAAAAAGACACUAAUGACGUUAGUGAUGCACCAAUGUCUGAAACACUUCAAAUCGAUGCUCCAAGAUCAUGACGAGACAAUAUGUAAUUAACUGUAGUUCAAGUGAUCAUUGAGGUGCUAAGCUGAGGUGCUAACCAUAGAGAGACUUUACUUAGCAAAAAAGGGUCUGAUCAAAAGCACUAAUACUGUAUCACAAAUCGAUGCUCCAAGAUCAUGACGAGACAAUAUUCAAACAACUAUGGUUCAAGUGAUUAUUGAGUUGCUAGGCUGAGGUGCUAGCCAGGCUAAUCUGCUAAGCAUAGAGUGACUUUACUUAGCAGAAAAGGUUACUUUCAAAAGUACAUAAAAAUUAUCACUCUUAACGAUUUUGCUCUAACAUCAUGAAGAUACAAUAUUCGGACAACUAUUGAUCAAGUGAUUGAUGAAGUGCUGAGUUGAGGUGCUCAGCUAAUCUGCUAAGCAUAGAGGGAAUUUACUUAGCAGAAAAGGUUACAACCACAAGUACUAAUACUAAAUCAGACAUCAAAUCGAUGCUCCAAUAUCAUGACAAGACAAUAAUUGGACAACAGUGGUUUAAGUGUUUAUUGAGGUGCCAAGCUGAGGUGCUAAGCUAAUCUGCUCAGCACAGAUUUAAUUUACUUAGCAAAAAAGGUUACAAUCAAAAGUACUAAUAUUAUAUCAUGCUUAAAGAUCAUGACGAGACAAUAUUCAGACAACUGUGGUUUAAAGAGUCAUUGAGAUGCAAAGCUAAGGUCCUAGGUUAAUAUGCUAAGCAUAAAGUGACUUUACUUAGCAGAAAAUGUUUUGAUCAAAAGUAUAUACUAUAUCACACUUCAAGUCGGUGCUCCAAGAUCACGACAAGACAAUAUUCAGACAACUAUGGUUCAUGUGAUCAUUUAGGUGCUAAGCUGAGGUACUAAGCUAAUUUGCUAAGCCAGGAGUGCCAGGAUUGUCACCUGUGAUAGACAUGGCGCAUUUUAAGUUUCCCAUAUUAAGCAUAGAAUGACUUUAGUUAGCAGAAAGUGUUCAUGUUUUAUGUGAUCAUUCAUGUACAUGAAAUAACAAACCUGUGAAAAUUUGGGCUUAAUCCGUUGUGUGGGGCAGGAGAAAGUUGUGGACAAGAUUCAGAUUUUUAUUUUGGUUCCAACAUCUGAAAUCAGCUGUUGAGUUUAUUUUAGGUUUUCAGAUAUGAUUUUCUUCAUAAUCAGUAAGCUUUCAGACUAAAACUAAACAAUGAUGUAUGGAUUCUGACCAAUUCUGUAAAAUACCUUUAAUUUAAAGGCAGUGGACACUACUGGUAAUUACUCAAAAAAAUUAUUAGCAUAAAACCGUACUAGCGAGUAA